Messenger RNA from Pelodiscus sinensis (Chinese soft-shelled turtle), 2268 nucleotides. RefSeq names its product otopetrin 1 (gene OTOP1). Gene Ontology annotation, cellular component: membrane. NCBI's taxonomy places the organism in Eukaryota, Metazoa, Chordata, Testudines, Trionychidae. Gene Ontology annotation, molecular function: proton channel activity. The record is from RefSeq and is a predicted model, not a curated record. Gene Ontology annotation, biological process: inner ear morphogenesis; proton transmembrane transport.
GCUCCUGAGCAGCCAGUACGGCAUCAACCUGUUCCUCGCCGGGCUGCUGCUCAUGUUCGCCUGGGCUGUGCAUGCGGUGGGCAUCAGGAAGCAGGAUCUGCUCUCCUAUCUCAUCACCAUCAUGCUCAUCCAGCUGCUCUGGAUGCUGUGGUACAUCUGCAGGAGCUACAGCCAGAGGAGGCUCAUCCAAGAGAAAGACACUCACGCGGGAGCCCGCUGGUUAAAGUGUGGGAUUACAUUAUUUGCAGUGAUUACUUUAAUUCUGGACUCUUUUAAAAUUGGAUUCUUUAUUGGAUUCUCAAACUGUUUAUCAGCAACUGAAGGCAUUUUUCCUGUUACACAUGCAAUGCAUACGCUUUUUCAGGUGUAUUUUCUUUGGUGUCAUGCCAAGGAUAUUAUCCAGUCUUUCAAAACACUUGAAAGGUUUGGGGUGAUCCAUUCUGUGUUUACAAAUUUACUCCUGUGGACAAAUGGAGUAUUAACAGAAUCAAAACACCAACUCAACGAACACAAGGAAAGACUAAUCACACUUGGUUUUGGAAACAUAACAAUAGAUGACCAUGCACCUGAAUGUAAUUGUACAACAACUCUCUGUUCAAUAUUUUCACAAGGAAUAUAUUACCUGUAUCCCUUCAACAUAGAAUAUCAUAUUUUAGCCUCCACGAUGCUCUAUGUCCUGUGGAAGAAUAUCGGCCGCAAAGUAGAACACCACCACCAACACAAAACACUGUUCAAGUUUCACGGCAUAACAGUGGGCACAAUUUUUGGAUUAAUUGUGCUGAUUAGCACAAUAGGGAUCGUUGUUGUGUACUUAAUUCAGAUAGGAGGUUCGAAAAUCCAAAGUGAGUUAGCACUUACUAUGUUUUAUGUAUAUGCAAUCUCUGUACUAACUCUUAUGUGUGCAGCUGGAAUCGUUGCCCUUUUUAUUUACAGACUAGAAGAAAGAUCAAUGGAUAAUUCAAAAAAUCCUGCCAGGAAACUUGAUGCGGACUUAUUAGUUGGCACAGCUUCAGGUUCCUGGCUCCUUUCUUGGGGUUCUAUUUUAGCAAUUAUCUGUGCCCAGGACCAUCCAAAAUACACUUGGUACAAUCUGGCUUAUUCCAUCCUGGUUAUUAUUGAGAAAUAUAUUCAGAACCUCUUUAUCAUUGAGUCCAUACAUCGUGAACAGGAAAAGGUGAAUGACGACAUUAAGACGCUUCGAAUAUUAACUGUAUCCAAUGGGAGCACUCUGUCACUUACCGCCGCUGAUCUGGACAAUGGGAAGUUACCAUACAUGUUCAAUGGGGAUAUUUGUGUGAGAGACAGAAUUGGUGAUGAUGGUGUGGAUGAAGUCAGGAGCCAAGCUAGCAGUCCAGUUGCACACUCAACCUCAGAUUUCUCACUCUACAGUCAAAACACAGUUAACAAUAAGAGGAGACUCCUGAAGAACAUCGCGGCAUUUUUAUUCCUGUGUAAUCUUUCGCUUUGGAUUCCACCAGCAUUUGGUUGCCGCCCAGAAUACGACAAUGGACUGGAAGAAAUAGUUUUUGGCUUUGAACCUUGGAUAAUUGUUGUUAACCUUGCAAUGCCCUUUUCUAUUUUCUAUCGUAUGCAUUCAGCUUCCUCACUCUUUGAGGUCAAUUGCAAAACAUAAUCUAUACACAGUACAUCAGUGAAUAAUUAGUUGAAUGCAUGACUGAAUAAAUGAAUGGGAGAAAGAAUGAAUACACCAGCAGCUGUUGUACUUAACAGGUUCUACAACUAUUUUAAUAAAGAAGAAUAUAGUUAAUAGAACUUAAUAUUCAAUAUCAUUAAUUCUCCCACAUAUUAUAUUGUACAUUUUUAGACAGACUUUUCCAUAUUAUUGUAAAGUUUACUAAAAUGAAUCUUUUAAUGUUUAAAUCAGUUGAGACUCAACAUGCAGAAACAAGGUUUAUUCUUUGUGUUAUUUGUACUGAUGCAGUUCUCUGAAUGUUGCGUCUGGAUGGGAUUUUUAAAAAAUUAGGAGCAAAGGUCCUAUUAACUUUCCAACAGACCCAGGCUCUUAGGUGCCUUUGAAAAUGUCACUUUCAAUGUUUAGCAAGAUGUUUUAUAAUAUAAGAUGGAAACAUAACCUGUUAUUUAGAUGAGGGGGGAAGUCUGUUUAAUUUUCAGACUGAGACAUUAUUAUCCUCCUGAGUGUACAGUAUGAAAACAGACACUAUAUAGCUUUAGAUAUUAUACUGUAUAUAAUUCUGUAUGAGUUAAACAUGAUUUAAUUCAGGAAGUUCCAUUAUUUUAUACUUACUA